AUGACUUUGGUCAAUAAAAGGCAGAAUAAGUUAAUGAUCCGAUUCCAGCUGUUAAUUAAUCUUAGUGGCUUAGGAACUUCCUGUACAGAAGCCAAAGAUCCGGGUCCUUGUAGAGGUUCCUUCCGGAGAUGGUACUUCCAUCCGUCUGACAACACAUGUCGGAGGUUUAUAUAUGGCGGUUGUGGGGGAAAUGGCAAUAACCACAGAUCUUUAAAGAGCUGCCUGGAUGCUUGUAAUGAUGUUUUUCUCUUCUUUUAUUUUUGUGUUUUGGUGAGAUCGGCAAUAUCGUCGGUGUGUCAUCUUCCAAAGGAUGUGGGUAUGUGUGACGGAUUAUGCCCUCGAUGGUUCUACAACGCCCAUACGCACAGGUGUGAGGAGUUUUACUAUGGCUGCUGUGGUGGAAACGCAAACAACUUUAGAACGGAACAGGAAUGUUUGAACUCAUGCAAUAACGGUUGCCCGAAUGGUCAAUCGAACAUAUUUUGUAAAGCGCCUGCCUGUCAAGUGACGUCAUGUCCAAAUUAUCCCCGUGCCUCUUGCAAAGAGGUGUGUAACGGCUGUGUGGCCAUUUUCACGUCGAAUGGGGAAGAUGUCACAAGCACGUGUCAGUCACUGGGAUACUGA
Messenger RNA from Saccostrea echinata, 624 nucleotides. Its product is annotated as BPTI/Kunitz domain-containing protein-like. Bases 1 to 624 code for a protein of 207 amino acids. The transcript has 6 exons. Gene Ontology annotation, molecular function: serine-type endopeptidase inhibitor activity. Lineage: Eukaryota; Metazoa; Mollusca; Bivalvia; Ostreida; Ostreidae. The record is from RefSeq and is a predicted model, not a curated record.